Messenger RNA from Amoebophrya sp. A120, 1871 nucleotides. The record is from the annotation of a GenBank genome assembly. NCBI's taxonomy places the organism in Eukaryota, Dinophyceae, Syndiniales, Amoebophryaceae.
UGCUAAAGAUUAUGAUGUGUCGUGAAGGUGUGCUGCUGCUGAGACUGAGUAUAAAGCGUACGUCGAGAACUUUUGAUGUCGUUUCGAUAUCGAUUUAGACGUUUCAGAUUCAUUACUCACACAAAGAUGAACGGAAGUUGUUGCAAACCCCGGCGAUGACGAAGUAAAAAGUAUGCGUAGUUUCAACUUGUGUAGUUUCCACUUGUUUUCCCAGAAACUACUAGACACCGCGAAGGCAACAUCAGACUAGUGGACGGCUAGGCGAAUCGCCUGGGUGUUCAUUUUUUUUCAUUUGUAUAGCCGAGAAGUCUUGUUCUCAUGAACACAGUAAGCUUCUCCACACAAAAUCAGAUUGAAAACAACCACUAGCCGAGCAGUACAAUUUCAAUUACAAAUCAGGUCUCACCGCGCACCGCCCCCGAUUCGUUAGAAUACAAUUUCCCGGCUCCUCCCUCUUUAAUUUCUGCCUCUACCCAUAAUUGCAACUCGUUAUUUGUGUAGCUUACUUUAGCACUCAACUUCUUAUCGCUUCCCUCCACAAGAAGAACCACCGCCCCGCUUGGACCAUAUUAUUUUGUAUUUUUUCGUAAUGGCCGCCCUUGGCGUCUUUGCUUCGUGCCGCGACACCGCGGGAGAUGCGGACGACGAGGCUUGGAUGGCCUGGCUGCAGCCCGUAAGGGACGCGUUUCUGUUCUUCGAGAAACAGAAAACGUCAAACGUGUCGACAGCAGGGAGCAAUAGAAGUGCUACUGCUGGUGGUGCAGUAUCACCAUCUCCCAGCACGACAGCGUCCAACGCGAGCUCCUCUUCCUCCUCCACCGCUCCACCUGUAGCCAGACCGUCCGCAAAGUGGGAGAUCGCAUAUCGCAGAAAACGCGACGGCGGAGACUUGCGGAACAUCGGAACUGUUGCGGUGAACGCAGCUGCUGCGCACCAGAAUGGAAGAAACUACGGCGCAGGAGCUGGUGGUGCACCAGCUCCUACAAGUACUACUAGAUCGCAACCCUUAAUGGUCGCCAUGAGAUAUGCGAUGGAUCCCUAUCUCCUGUCCAUGAAUGGUGACGGCGAAGACGCCGGUGACGCAAAUAACCAGCCGUCCGGGAUCUGUGGCUUCGUGACGGAUUUUGUCUGGCCGGCGGAUAUUUUGCCAGAGGAGGUGGAAACAGCCCCGGGUGAGGACACUCCUGCAGAUAGGAAUGAUGUCGCGCCGCCGGACCAACCACCACAACAGCAAGUGAGCCAGCACCAGGAGCAAGCGACGCAGAGUUUCGGCGGCAUCGAAAAUUGCUACUGCUUUGGCCCGGUGAACCGGAAAAUCAAGGUUUGGCAGGGAGAAGACCCCUUCGCAAACAGCUACUACGACGAGGACGAUCCGCUGUCGCAACCGCCGAAAGCCGUGCGGUUUGCGGUGAAGCAAGGCUUAGUGGUCGGCGGGUCGAACACCGGCUCGAUGCUGGUGUUGUCCCCGGAUCUGACGUUAGCCGCGUCAGGCCCUUCAUCGGUCUUCCCAACAAGGAAACGGAAGGAAGCGCUUGACGGAACCCAGAACAACGUUGGCUUCAACGUCUUGGAUGUUGCGGUGCUCAAAUUAGUGGUAAAAGAAGAGUACAGCUAUGGUGGAAACGGACCGAAUUCGAACACCUCUGGCUUCGACCAAUUUGGGAGGUACUCAACGGAGGAAGACCCGGGGCCCACGGCGGAGCAGGAGAACCAGAACGCUUUCAUGUUGAAUUUUAUCUCCUCUGCGACAAGGAAUCAGGCUGUAAACAGAAACUAUUUUGGAUAAAAGGAGCUACUUGUUGCUUUGAUUGAUGACACCGAACUGUUUUUCUGGUAGACGUGGAUCAUGAAGUGUUGAGGCAAUCAUUGUC